AUGGGAAUGCUGCCAGACCUUCCCGACUCGAAGACGCUCGUGCCUUCAUCGCUCAGCCUCGUGGCCCAAAAGGAGAAAAAGCUGCAACUUGAGGCCACUCAGCUCGACCAGCUGCUGGGCGAGCGCCACGAGACGCUCUGCGUCUUGCGAGACCGGCACGAGCACCUGCUCACGACCAAUGGCCGGCUACAAGAGAGGCGUCGUGGACAUUGGGAGAAGCUUGUGGCACUGCGGGCACAGCUAGGAGAUGCUCGUCCUGCAGCAGGAGACAGUAGGAAGGGCGACGCUCUUACUAGCGACGUGAUCGGAGGGAAGGAACUGGAAGCCACAGCGGACAAGUGUCGAGUGUUGACGGACGUUUUACGCGCACUGGCGGAGAAAUACACGGGCUUGGAGCGGCAGUGUAUGGGACUGAAAGAGCAGUCGACACGGGAAUCGGCGGCGCUUGCAGUAAAGACCGAGCACUUGAAUGAAGCUCGGAGCACAUUGUGCCUCAUGCUGGAAGACACGCACUCGACGAUAUGGAACCUCGAGUACGAUCAAGUUGAGCUUGCGGAGGCGAACAGGUAUCUUGAUGGUGUCAGCCAGCGUGCGCAGCAUGAAGCCGCAACGAUUGAGAAAAUGGACCGUGCUUUGACGACCGAAAAGGCUGCAGUGGACGACCUCCAGAUCAGCUGGCAAACCUACGAAGGUAUGGCGAAUGAAGAGCACCGCCAGUUCUUAAUUUCCAAUGCAGACGCGACAAGUGAACAGCGCGAGCUCCAGAAAUUAUUUGAGAGCAAUGGGCCGACAUGCCCGGCUGAUGAAGAAGUCUUGCAACUGGCCAAAGAGCUACAAACGCGGUUGCAGCAUGUCAACGACGAGGUGGCGAACACGAAAUUUUACAAACGAGAGCUAGCUCUGCGACGGAAACAAGAAAAGGAGUGGCUCGUAUUUACACAGUCGAGCAUAAAGGCAAAAGACGAACAGCUUACUUGGCUGGAGCGCCAGCGCAAGCACUUGGAGAAUGAGCUGAAAGAAGCAGAAAAGACACGCGAUGCUAACGAAGCUGAUUACCAAGCGUUUCUCUACGAAUACAACACAGCAGUAGCUCUGCAUGAUAGCCAACUGCAGGAUGCUGAAAAACAGUUGAAGGCAACAGAGCGGGCCAUCUGCGCCGGCAACAAAAGGGUGGCCGCUGCCAACAAAAAGAUCGCUCAGAAGACCAAGGUGCUUGCAGAGUCGCAGACCAAACUGUCCGCAAAGCAAGAGGAAUUGAAAAAAUCUACAGCUACCCAAACGCUUGUCGACGCUGAAGUACUAGCCUUGCAAAGUGCACUUGAGCAAGUACUGCGCAAUGUCGAACGUACUCAGCAACUCCGAGCUACGCGUGUCAUGGAGUCCGAGAAGCUGCGCUCAUCCUGCGCUAAAUUGGAGUCGGAAAUACAAGAUACACACCAGGAGCUGGCAGUGUUGACCGACAACGUUGCUGCAGCGCAAACUGCAGUGAAAAAUCAUACUGACGAAGUGCGCGACAAGUUCUUGGGCACUUUUGUCACUGAUGAUGCCGGUAGCUUAAUUGAACUGUUAAACAAAGAGAUCGCGAGUCGAGCAAUAUCAGGCACUAACAGGGCUGACGAUGACACGAUUGCUUGCCAGACCGACAUGCUCAAGCAGAAAUAUAAGGAGGCCUCAGCCACCGCUCGCAGAAAAUUUGGCACGAUCUUGCGACAAAAGGAAAAGCAAUACAACGCCAUGGUUGCAAAGAGCGCUGGUGCAUCCACAGCAUGCAACAUGCAUCGCACGGAUAGGGAAAUGCUUGCGAAAGAAUCAGCGUGCGCAAACCCCACACCUGCGCUGUGUGCGACCGGGCACGAUCCUGCAGCGGAUAGCAGCAUGGAAAUGUCAACACCUGUAAACGGUUGUGAAGACAACGAGAUUGAAGUUCAGCAGACUGGCCCGCCAAAUGUGGAACGCCUUAGUAAUGCUGCCACAGCUAACAAGGAUACAGGUGCUGAGAAAUGUCUUAUAAAGCCAAGGAAGCAAAAGACAAAAGGAGUGCAGAAGCUAGUUCCGAAGUCUGCUCGACGCCAGCUAGCGCCUGGCUUAAGCUCGGCGGACGAGUCGCCGCAGACUGAUAACGAACUGACGGAAGUUUUUACUACUGACGCCGGUGUUAUAGUCCGAGUAAACGAGGCAACAAAGGAUGGUCAGUCGACGUUUUCGAGACAACGCAAGCGAAGUGACACACGCGAGCCUCGGCUAAAACGGCGCACACCAGCGCAGAAAGCUGGAAAACCAGCACAGAUUGCAAGUAUAACACCAACUGCACUCAUAGCAAGUGUCACUGCAAGUGACGCAAGCACCACAUCGAGUGCCCAACCAGGUCUUGCCGCCGACAUGGCGAGCCAAGACUCUCUCGAAUCUCAAAUCCGCAGCGAGGAUGAUCGUGAGACAUCGCAACCUGUACUAGCAACGCAGGAUUCCAAUACGGCAGCGCUACCAGUUCAGGUUACUGUCAAUAAGACACAGGUACUGAAGGCAAGCUCGCACAGCAAAAACACUUCCAAGAGUCGCACGACGACAAAGCCAUCGCACCGGUCUCGUCAGCUUAAGACGAAAAAAGUCAGCCGCAUCUCACUCGGACGCUCACAAAUCAGCGGUAGCAUCGCGGAUUGGUCUGCCGCAGACACGUUUUCGUUCGACUGA
This is a messenger RNA of Peronospora matthiolae, 2688 nucleotides long. The record is from the annotation of a GenBank genome assembly. Lineage: Eukaryota; Oomycota; Peronosporomycetes; Peronosporales; Peronosporaceae.